Messenger RNA from Pecten maximus, 2053 nucleotides. RefSeq lists its product as uncharacterized. Gene Ontology annotation, molecular function: oxidoreductase activity. The record is from RefSeq and is a predicted model, not a curated record. NCBI's taxonomy places the organism in Eukaryota, Metazoa, Mollusca, Bivalvia, Pectinida, Pectinidae.
ACCUAUUAAAUGCGGUCCACUGGGCAUAAAGUAGAACGGAAAUGCCAUACAGGCAGGAAUGAAAACACCACGUACAGAAGUGGUACGAAGUGUCACAGUUCGAGACAGGGAACUACGCAUUAAGAGUGUACCGUUAAAGAGCAUCUUGUUUCGUCACGAGGGAUAUUGUCGACAACAUGGCGGAGGCAGGUGAAAUCGUCGUGAGUAUAGCCGAGUUGGAUCGUUACGUCAUCAGCUGUAUGAUGGUCAGCGGUGCUACAGAGGACAGCGCAGUGUUUAUGUCUGACCUCCUCGUCACUGCGGACUACCGUGGUCACUAUAGCCACGGACUCAACAGAAUAGAUGUGUACACGUCAGAGGUCCAUCACGGGGUGGCCUGUGGGGGAGGAAAGGACCCGACCGUUGUCAAGGAAACUCUGGCUACUGCACUGGUUGACGGAAACAACUUAUUGGGUCCUGUGGUGGGGAAGUUCGCGAUGGACGUGGCUAUCCAGAAGGCUAAGACAGCUGGAGUUGGUAUCGUCACUGUCAGAGGUUCAAACCAUUACGGGAUAGCGGGCUGGUACAGUCUCCGGGCAACCAAACAAGGUCUUCUGGGUAUCUCCAUGACGAACUCUUCACCAGUGACAUAUCCAACCAGAUCUAAAAUUCGGUCUCUGGGUACGAACCCCAUCAGUUUGUCAGCACCAGGGAAGGAUGGAGACAAUUUCGCCCUAGACAUGGCCACUUCGAGUGUUGCGUGGGGUAAGGUGGAACUGAAACAAAGGAAGGGAGAGAUGUUACCGAGCGGCUGGGCUACGGACAAGGAUGGUCACGAAACACGUGACCCGUCAUCUGUGACAGGCCUGCUGCCACUUGGAGGCCUGGAACAGAACGGUGGUUACAAGGGUUACGGCCUGGCUAUGAUGGUAGAAGUCCUCACCAGCGUGUUGUCCGGGGCGGACAUGUGCUCGUUUGUUAGGAAGUGGAAAACAUACGAGAAAUACGCUAACCUGGGUCACUGUUUCUUGGCCAUAGAUCCGGGGGCUUUUGCAGAAGGAUUCACAGACAGGAUGCAGAACUUGAUGGAUCACAACCGUAACCUUGAGCCGGUGGAAGGUGAGGAGGAGGUCCUGGUGGCUGGAGACCCAGAAAGAAAACAUAUGGCACUUUGUGAUAAGUUGGGGGGAAUUCCGUACCAUCCGAACCAGAUAGAGUUCCUGGAUGGCAUCGCCAAAAGCCUCGGUGUGGAACCUCUUAAGCAUGUUAUACCAGCCAGCUGAUAACAUGGAGUCAUCUUCUGUUAUUCUAUAUGUGUUUUGAUAGUCAAGAAUCACACGAUGUUUAUUCAUCUAAUCAGCGUCACAAGUGUUUAUGUGAUUUAUUUAUACGUGGAAUGUUGACGAUAUGUACCUUUACGUUAAAUCACAGGAAGUGUUAUCCAGGUGUGCUCUGAUGUUUGGGCAGACAUUGAGCAAUAAAUGUUAAAUCAUUCGGUUUGUUCUGCUUGCACUAUAGAAGUGUAGUUGUAAUAAACUUGUUGCUCCCGAUUUCAUAUUUCUAGGGUUUUGUAAUAUAUUGCCAUUUCAUUUCUGUCAAAUUUUACAAACUUUUUACCCAAUAGCGUUGCCUUUCGUCAACAGAAUUUAUUUUGAACUUGCAUAUAUUGGUCGAAGAAACCUGGAGUUAUGAAACAAACGCUCACGUGACCGUCAGGUAUACUUAUACCUUGUGACACUCGAUCAGGAAUUAGACCAAGGGAUUAAUUGCGAGCGAGUUAUACAUUUUAUCUCCCAACCAACUUCAUAUUAUAUACAUUUGUUACAUUUUUCACAGUGAAAUAUAAGGUUUAAUUGUGAAAAUAUAAGUGAUUUUUUUCAGUCGUUUUUUCACUCGUUUCGACCGAUCAGAACACAGUAUUUGGCGUGAAAAUAAUGCCAUUGACGGAACUACCUUGUUACAAAAGAUUUAUCUCCUUUCAUGCAGCAUUCUUUACGUUUACACAAUAUUGUAAAUUGGUGUAAAAUCGUGUUUGUAAACUGACACUUGAAGCAAAUUAAAUAUCAAAACUUAA